GCAGCAACAAAUAACAAUAAACAAACCACUACACGCACUAGCUAAUAGCUAUGAAGCUUCCCAAACUCACUUCUUUCUUUCUCAUCUUCUUCUUCGUUUCUUCUUUUUUAGCUCAAGCAAGAAGAUUGCAAGAGAAUUAUGAGGAUGAGCUGAAGAAGACAAAAUCCAGCUAUCAGCCAUUAUCUUAUAACGAAAAGCUUCCAGCUGCUACCGGUGAAUUCCUCUUGACGCUGCGUUUGGAGCUUCCAACAUCGCAGGAUUCACAAAGCUUCUUUGAGCGUUUCAAUGGCGUAAACGCCUACAUGCUGACGUUGAGUUCUUUAAGGUCCAAAGACUUCGGAAGAGAACCAAAGUCGCCGCCGCCUUCUCCGAAGCCGUCUGGUCCUAAUCACCCAACUAUUAUCCCCUCCGAUCUAAGCACGGCCGGAGAGUUUGGACGGGGGCAAAAGUCGCCGCCUCCGGCUCCGGAAAUAGAUCCCCCCCACCACCCAACUAUUAUCCCCUACGGUCUAAGCUCGGGCGGAGAGUUUGGACGGGAGGAAAAGUCGCCGCCUCCGGCUCCGGAAACAGAUAUCCCCGAACACCCAACAAUUACCACCUCGAAUUAUGGACGGCUGCCGAAGUCACCGCCUCCGGCUCCGGAAACAGAACCCCCCCACCACCCAACAAUUACCACCUCGAGUAGUUAUGGACGGCAGGCGAGAUCGCCGCCUCCGGCUCCAAAGCCAGGACCGCCAAUCCACCCUGGAAACAGCGGCGGCGGCGCACAAGUGAUUUCAAUGGCGGACGACUCAAGUGAUUUCCUGUCAUCAGCCUGAGCUCAUGUAUUAUGAUCUCAAUGAUAAUAUGCUUUUGUGUUGAGUAUUAGAUUAGCAGUUUAGAAUAAGAUAAUUGUUGUAGUUUGUUUACAAAUUAUAGUUUCAGUAUUAUUUAAUAUUAUGUUUGAGCAUGUAAACCUUAAAUAAAAGGUGUUACAUCUUCUUAUUAAAUGUGUAAUAUUAUAUUAUUUCAUCAA
Messenger RNA from Ipomoea nil (Japanese morning glory), 1015 nucleotides. RefSeq names its product formin-like protein 7. Bases 51 to 818 code for a protein of 255 amino acids. Lineage: Eukaryota; Viridiplantae; Streptophyta; Magnoliopsida; Solanales; Convolvulaceae. The transcript has 2 exons. The record is from RefSeq and is a predicted model, not a curated record.